This is a messenger RNA of Aureococcus anophagefferens, 528 nucleotides long. RefSeq lists its product as hypothetical. NCBI's taxonomy places the organism in Eukaryota, Pelagophyceae, Pelagomonadales, Pelagomonadaceae. The record is from RefSeq and is a predicted model, not a curated record. Gene Ontology annotation, molecular function: serine-type peptidase activity. The annotation marks the transcript as partial. Gene Ontology annotation, biological process: proteolysis. The transcript has a single exon.
CUGACGAUCCUGUACAGCCACGCGAACGCCGAGGAUCUGGGCCUGAGCCUGCCGUUCGCGGACGUGCUGAGCCGGUUCUGCGGCUGCGACGUGCUCGCCUACGAGUACCUGGGCUACUCCAUCUCGUCGGGCGAGCCGAGCGAGGCGGGCUGCCUCGAGUGCGUCGACGCGGCGCUCGCGUACCUGCUCGACGACUGCGGCCUGGAGCCGCACCGCGUCGUCGUCUACGGCCGGUCCAUCGGCAGCGGGCCCACCGUCGACGUCGCGUCGCGCACGUCGGGCCUCGGCGGCAUGAUCCUGCAGUCGCCCAUCGCGUCCGCGGGCCACGUCGUGCUGCCGGAGCAAAUGGCCAAGGCGCUCGCGGGCUUCGACCUCUUCAAGAACUACGAGAAGAUCAAGGACGUCACGUGCCGCACGCUCAUGAUCCACGGCCGCGCGGACACCAUGGUGCCCUUCGAGCACGCCCAGAUGCUCUUCCCGGAGCUGCGGAACCAGCACCCGCCCUUGUGGAUCGACGGCGCGGGCCAC